CUGAGAAACCCUGGCUCUGGCCAAGAUGCUUUGGAAAAUCGCAUUUUAAAGAGGAGCUUUGCCCUUAGAGGCACCUAAUGGAAGGGUUAUGUAGAAGGAAAAGGGAAAAUGGGAGAUAAAACCUUACUACCACAACUUUCUCUUCAUUUCAGGACAUGACUUAUCUCUGUAUCUCGGCCUCUGAUUCUUCCAGUCAAAACCUGAUGCAGCACUUUAAGGAGAGCAUCAAGUUCAUCCAUGAGUGCCGGCUCCGUGGGGGAGGCUGCCUUGUCCAUUGCCUGGCCGGGGUGUCUCGCAGCACCACCAUCGUGGUGGCAUACCUGAUGACAGUGACAGAGCUGGGCUGGGAGCGCUGCCUGGCCGCCACCAAGGCUGUGCGCUCCUAUGCCAGCCCCAACUUCGGCUUCCAGCAGCAGCUGCAGGAGUACGAGCAGACCUUGCUGAAGGAGUACCGUGCCUGGAUCCGUCACGAUUACGGCAGGAACCCCUUCCAGGACCAGGAGGAGCUGCAGCGCUUGUUGGCCCAGCAGGAGCAAAGUGGAAGCAGGGAGGGCUCCUGCACCACUCCCCCAGCACCCAACCACCCACUGCCCAGCAGCAGGAGCCCGUGGAUGGGCAGAUAGGCAGCAGCUGCUCCCAGAGGGACACUAUCUUUGUGCCUUGCAAAACGUGACAGCCGCCGUGCCCAGCGCCCAUGGGGUGCAGCUG
Molecule: messenger RNA, 708 nt
Organism: Centrocercus urophasianus (Greater sage-grouse)
Lineage: Eukaryota; Metazoa; Chordata; Aves; Galliformes; Phasianidae
Product: dual specificity protein phosphatase 22-A-like
Exons: 4
Coding region: 156-623 (155 amino acids)
Biological process (GO): transforming growth factor beta receptor signaling pathway; protein dephosphorylation; positive regulation of JNK cascade
Cellular component (GO): cytosol
Molecular function (GO): protein tyrosine/serine/threonine phosphatase activity
Source: RefSeq, a predicted model, not a curated record